Molecule: messenger RNA, 822 nt
Organism: Melampsora larici-populina 98AG31
Lineage: Eukaryota; Fungi; Basidiomycota; Pucciniomycetes; Pucciniales; Melampsoraceae
Exons: 1
Coding region: 1-822 (273 amino acids)
Source: RefSeq, a predicted model, not a curated record
AUGGCCGGUAGGCUUGGCUACAUACCAUUGGUUUUGGAAAAUCCGGAUGUCCUUCACGAGACCAAACGCCAGCAGGUCAAAGGCAUGCCGCUGUGCGAUUGUUCAAACUGCAAACCUCUUGAGGCGGAGAGCCUGUGGCUUGCUCAGCCGACUCUUACCAACGCAAACUUUGACGAAGCUUUGCAGAUGGACGAAGAGGCACUGGAAACUCUCGCAUCGGAAUUUCUACCACCGCCGCUACCUACUCCAGGUGAUAAUCGACCCGUGGCCCUUCUAUGUGGGGCGGAUGAUGAAAUCCUCGACUGCCCGAUUGUUGAAACUCUCGUCACAUGUAUGGAGCGUGCGUUCGCGCUGUUUUUUUUGGAAAGAUUCACUAGACCUUCUGCACUUGGGCCAAGCGAUUAUUUCGGCCGAGACCUUGCUUGGGACGUAGCGAAAAACUUUGAUGUGCUCAGGGUCCCGAGUGAUCUCGAGCUCAUAUUGGUCAGUGAAACUCUCGAAGGCCAGUUCGAUUGCCUCUUUGGAGCCUUUUUACAAUGGAAGGACGAAAAUGACUCAGCACCCGCCAUAGCUGCCGCAGCUAAAAGACGCCAGGCUGUGAACCGACCAAAAAACAACUUGGCCGUGCCCCAAUCCGUCGAGGGAUCUCAGAUGCACAAAGAUAGAACUGCGGCGGCGAAACUGGCCAACAAAGAGGCGCGCGAGUCCAAAAAGAAGCAGUUGGCGAGUGAGAAGGCCGCGGCAAAAGAGAAACAAAUGUCUGACAAGCGCACAGCGGACGCGAUCAGAUUGGAAGCCAAAUUGGCUGCUAGCACGGGUUGA